AUGUUAUGCGCCGUCGAAUACUGCCACCGUCACAAGAUUGUCCACCGCGACCUCAAGCCCGAGAAUCUCUUGCUCGACGACAACCUCAAUGUCAAGAUUGCCGACUUUGGCCUGAGCAACAUCAUGACGGACGGCAACUUCCUCAAGACCAGCUGCGGGUCGCCCAACUACGCCGCACCCGAGGUCAUCGGUGGCAAGCUGUACGCCGGACCUGAGGUGGAUGUCUGGAGCUGCGGCGUCAUCCUCUACGUCCUGCUCGUCGGCCGUCUCCCCUUCGACCAUGAGCACAUCCCCACCCUAUUUGCCAAGAUCGCCCGGGGCAGUUACAUGGUACCAACCUGGAUGAGCCCCGGCGCGGCGAGCCUCAUCAAGAAGAUGCUUGUUGUGAAUCCUGUCCAGCGUGCCACUAUCGAGGACAUCCGCCAAGACCCGUGGUUCCUCAAAGACCUGCCUGCAUAUCUCCAUCCUCCCGUAGAAGAGUUCCUCAACACGGGUGUCGAUCCAAACAAAGCCAUCAAGGUAAGCGAUAUUGCGCCCAACGCGCCGCCACAAGAACAAGAGAAACUGCACAACGAAGUCACCGAUAAGAUCAGCAAGACCAUGGGCUACGGAAAGCGGGACGUCGAAGAGGCACUCGAGGCCGAAGAGCCGUCCGCCAUCAAGGAUGCCUACAUGAUCGUGCGGGAGAACAAGAUGAUGCAGAGCAACCAACUCGCCCUUGGCGCCUCCGUACGUGAGCAAAGUGGGCAUCCUUCCGAGCAGUUUGACGGUGUACCAUAA
Molecule: messenger RNA, 780 nt
Organism: Chaetomium globosum CBS 148.51
Lineage: Eukaryota; Fungi; Ascomycota; Sordariomycetes; Sordariales; Chaetomiaceae
Exons: 2
Coding region: 1-780 (259 amino acids)
Biological process (GO): intracellular signal transduction; protein phosphorylation
Cellular component (GO): nucleus
Molecular function (GO): ATP binding; protein serine/threonine kinase activity
Source: RefSeq, a predicted model, not a curated record